AUGACGUCAAAAUCUACUUUUCUUAUACAAAUUGCUUCUGUACCUGGUAAUCAAGUAGGACAACGACGAUUUGAACAAUGUCGCUAUUUACAUGAUUUACUUGUCAAUACAUUAAUUGAUCGAAAUGAAGAAAAAGAUCGAAAAGAACAAAUAAAAGUAUUGUCAAAAUUAGUUCCACAGCAUAAAAUUGUUCUUCGAUCUGGAUUUUCACAAACAGCUCAAUGGGGUCUAGAACCAAAUAUGUUUAUUGAAAUUAAUGGUGAUGAACAUCAAGCACGUAUAAUUAGUGCACUUUUUGGUAAAGCAUUUUGUCAAGAUGGUAUAGGUAUUGGUGGUGGUGAAGUUGAAGGACAAAAUCAUUCUGUAUUAAUUGUUAAUAAAGAUUGGAAUAAUGAAGAUGAACGAUUAAAUUUUGUUUCAACGAUUCUUCAACAUUAUCCAUCACUUUCAGCUCAACUUGAUAUUAAUGGACAACUUGCAUUUCAUGAUUAUUCUAUGCAAUCAUUAUAUUCAUUUAAUGAUAUAAUUAAAUUCAUUAAUAAUAAAAAUAAUCAUGAAAAAUAUUUUAUUGAAGAACAACAAAUGAAAAGUGAACUUGUUGAUCAAACUGAAUAUGAAAAUUUAUUAAUGCUACUUGAAUCAUCACAUAUGCGUCAUACAUUUAAUAUAUUACGACAAGCACAUGCUCGACUUUUUUCUGGUUAUGCAUGUGCUUCAUUAACUUUACCAUCAUUAUCAAUAAAACGUCGACAAAAACGAUCUGAACAAAAACGUGAUAAAUAUGAUAGAAAUAAAAUUUUUUCAUUGUCACCUUCUCAUUUAUGUUCAUUAAUUUUCAUUUCUCAUCAACCAUCUGUAUGUGUUAUAAUAACUUUUAUUAUUCCUAUCAUUCAACUUUCUAUUGGAUUUAAAUAUAUUGUUACACAUGGAGAAGAUCCUAAUACACAAUGUGAAGCAGCACCUGAUUUACCAUUACUUAUGGCUAUUGGCGGUAUAUUUGCACUUUUUUUCUUGGGUACAGCUUAUGGUUUUUUAAAAAUGAUUUCUUCUAUAAAUAAACAACAAAGUGAUGUAUCUGGGAAAACGCCUAAAAUUCUUGUUGGUCUUGUUAGUUUUACUUUUGGUGCAAUUACAUUUAUUUUUUUUAUUCUCAUGCAAAUUCGAGUUUAUGGAGCUUAUUCAAAAGGUGUUCACUUUAUCAGUAAAUCAGUAUCAAAUUAUUGUCAACCAACAGUUAUGCGUGGUGCUUUAGCUAUGAUUAUUCUUACAUAUAUCAAUAUACUUCUAUUUAUCGGUAUUCUUGUAUUUAUUGUUAUUAAUGUACGAAAUAAACUAAAAGAAAAAAAACAAGCAGAUGCCGAAGCGAUGAUGGAUUAUAUCAAUUACAGAUUUUAA
Messenger RNA from Rotaria sp. Silwood1, 1395 nucleotides. The record is from the annotation of a GenBank genome assembly. NCBI's taxonomy places the organism in Eukaryota, Metazoa, Rotifera, Eurotatoria, Philodinida, Philodinidae.